Molecule: messenger RNA, 597 nt
Organism: Symbiodinium natans
Lineage: Eukaryota; Dinophyceae; Suessiales; Symbiodiniaceae
Source: the annotation of a GenBank genome assembly
AUGCCGCUCGCUGGGAAGAUCACGAGGGCCUUGGCAAAGCAGGGACAGGCGCCCCACACGGCAAUCGUCGGCUGUGCAGACUCGCGUGCUGCGCUGGAGGCAAUUUUCGACGCGAUGCCCGGGGACCUCUUCGUGCUAAGAAAUGUGGGCAACAGCUUCACGCACGCUGAAGGUAGUGUCAUGGGCAGCUUGGAGUUCUGCACCGGCACGCUGCAGACGCAGCUGAUCUUGAUCCUGGGCCACACGGGCUGUGCAGCUGUCAGGGGGGCCACCAGGGCCUUUCUGAACUCCUCCGAGAACAAGGUCAGCAAGGCCGGCAAGGCGCUGGACUCCCUGCUUGCCGGCCUAAGCAGCGUGGCUCGGGGGGCGGCCCUUGAGCUCGGCGAGGAUGCCACGGAAGCGGAGAUUGCGAACCUGGCUGUGCAGAUGAAUGUGUUUCACACCAUGGACUUUCUGUUGACCAACUCCGCUUUCAUCAGUGACAAGGUGCAGAAGGGGGAGGUGGACAUCCAGGGUGGCAUCUACAACCUGGAGUCCGGCCGGGUCACCUUCCUCGGGCGCAGCCCGAACCAGUCCAAGAUUGUCAACACCUUCUAG